Petromyzon marinus (sea lamprey) is the source of this 3652-nucleotide messenger RNA. The record is from RefSeq and is a predicted model, not a curated record. Lineage: Eukaryota; Metazoa; Chordata; Hyperoartia; Petromyzontiformes; Petromyzontidae.
AUGGAGGGUACAAAAAUUUUAUUACACGUAUUUUUUUUCAAAACUCUUUCACGAUCAAUGAUGAAAUUGUUACUACAGAUAAUUAGCGUUCAAAGUUGUUUUGCUAUUAAUGGGAGCACAGUGCACAAACCAUUUCACCGCUGCUGCAUCAAGAGGAGUGAUGUGUCGAUGCCGCUCAGAUUGACAUCGUAUUUCUCGCUUCCAUCAGGAGCUUUCAAAGAGUGCCACGCGGUGCUGCCUCCACAAAUCUUCUUCGACAACUGCGUGUUCGACCUGUGUGCCACGGGUGGGGACCACGGCUCGUUGUGCCAAGCCCUGCAGGCCUACGCCGACCAGUGCGCCCAAGCUGGGGUCAUCGUAACGUGGAGGAACAACACCUUCUGCCCAUUCCCGUGUGAACCGGGCAGCCACUAUGAGAGCUGUGCCCCACCGUGCCCGGCCACCUGCAGCAACGCAAAUCCCCCAGCUGGCUGCAACCAGCAAUGUGCAGAGGGCUGUGUCUGUGACGACGGCUUUGUCCUCUCUGGGGACAAGUGUGUCCCUACAGAUCAGUGCGGUUGCCUGGAUAACAAUGGCCACUACCAUCCGAUCGGGGAGAGCUGGUUUGAGUCACAGGACUGCAGCCAGCGCUGCAUCUGUGUCAAUCCUGGCAAUGUGAACUGUGGGGCCUGGGUCUGUGAGGACGACGAGACCUGCGGUGUGGAGGACGGCAUCCUGGGCUGCCAUGGCUCAGGGCCAACAGUGCCACCAACAACCCCGCCAAAACCACCUGGCGACUGCGUGAUCACUGGAGACCCUCACUACAUCACGUUCGACAAGACGACGCACCACUUCAUGGGCGAGUGCACCUACACGGCAGCCAUCCCGUGCAACCAGAGCUCCACCCUGCUGCCCCACUUCAACGUGGAGACAACAAAUGAGUUCCGGGGCGGCAGCACGGCCGUGUCUUACGUCAAGGAGGUCCACGUGGAUGUCUACGGCCACAGGUUCACCUUGGCCAAAGGACGCCGGGUGCUGGUGGAUGGGCUGCGUGUGACUCCACCAUUCUUCAUGUCCGGGGUGUACAUCCAACUGAGUGGAUCCUACGUCGUGCUGGAGACCGAUUUCAAUCUGGUUGUUCGGUUUGAUGGGAACCACCAUGUGGAGAUAGUCGUGCCUGGAGAAUACGCGGGGCAACUGUGCGGCAUCUGCGGGAACUUUAAUGGAGAUGGCUCAGAUGACAAUCUGAAGCCGGAUGGGUCAGCUGCGGCCUCAUCCAGCGAGCUGGGAAACAGCUGGAGAGUGUUCAACAGUUCUGAUGAUGAUUGCCAAGAUGAUACCGGGGAAAUACCUCCAUGUGAUGAGAAUGACAAGAACCUGUAUGAAUCGGAUACGUUCUGUGGAAUAAUCACUGACCCUGAGGGAGCUUUCAAAGAGUGCCACGCGGUGCUGCCUCCACAAGUCUUCUUCGACAACUGCGUGUUCGACCUGUGUGCCACGGGUGGGGACCACGGCUCGCUGUGCCAGGCCCUGCAGGCCUACGCCGACCAGUGCGCCCAAGCUGGGGUCAUCGUCACGUGGAGGAACAACACCUUCUGCCCAUUCCCGUGUGAACCGGGCAGCCACUAUGAGAGCUGUGCCCCACCGUGCCCGGCCACCUGCAGCAACGCAAGUCUCCCGGGUGGCUGCAACCAGCAAUGUGCAGAGGGCUGUGUCUGUGACGACGGCUUUGUCCUCUCUGGGGACAAGUGUGUCCCUACAGAACAGUGCGGUUGCCUGGAUAACAAUGGCCACUACCAUCCGGUGAGCUAAGCAAAGAUAUGUACGUAAAUCCCUAUCCUAGGCGUUGUGUUUGAUACAGGCCAACACAAGUUUGAAUCUUCCUUAAUUAAGAAUCGGAUUUCAUGUCACAGUCAAAAGCAUUCAUGUGUUUUUUUAUUUACUCGUCAUCAUAAUAAUAGCUAAAAGGUCAACUGAGAUGUUUCUAAAGACAUUGCAUUUGUAUCUCAGCUCGGGGAGAGCUGGUUUGAGUCGCAUGACUGCAGCAAGCGCUGCAUCUGUGUCAAUCCUGGCGGCAAUGUGAGCUGUGACGCCUGGGUCUGUAAGGACGAUGAGAUCUGCAGUGUGGUGGAUGGCAUCCUGGGCUGUCACACACAGGGUGAGUGCUCCCUGCGUGACUUUUCAGUCUACAUAUGAUGCUCUGAAACAUUGUUUUCCAGGUCUAGAUGAUGACACUCCAAAACUGUACACUAAUUUAUUCAGUGUAAUGGUGUGGAGGGGUUGCCCGGAUAAAACGAAAUAUGGAUACUUCAAAACAUAUAAAUUAUACAAAGACAUAUUUCUGAGUUAGAUAGAAUGGGGAUGAAUAAAUAAUAUUGUGACUUCUCUAGCGCCGUAACAUAGCAAGCCAUUGGAAGGUUGCUGAAACAGAAUGUAUGUAGAAUGUGUUCCUUAUCUUUAUUGUUUCAUAAAAUAACAAGUAUUUUUGCUGACAUGUUGAAUUAUUGCCCUAACCUAUGCAAUAAUUCAUCAUGAAACAGGGGUAGCUCGGAAUUCAACCAGCCCACACAUAAAACUUAAAAUAUUUUUUGUUACAAUCAAGGAUAACCUGCCCACACAUAACGAGCUUUAAUUGUAUUUGUGUCCAAAUUAUUAUUAAUUGUCUCUGACCAAAGCACUUUAAAUGCACCCCAUCAACUUAUAUGUUGUCAGCUAAGCAGCAUUGAGCCUGAUAAGUUCUUGGAUGGGUGACCAGCAAGGCUUGGGGUUAUAAGAAUGCCAUAAUAUAUAAUUAUUGUCACCUCUUGUGUGUGUGGGUUAUCUCGAGGUACUCCGGUUUCCUCCAACAUGGCCAAACUUAAAAAAAAAAACUCUCUUGAAACUUAGUGAGCCUUUCCUGAAUGUAUGAUUGGCAUCCUUUUUUUUUAAAGAGAUGGAUAGGCACUGUAUGUCUUUCGUGUAAGCAUCAAGAUCCAAGGCACUGGCUUACAUUUGAAGACACUCACCUCUGUUUCAUACAUUAUAAUGCAAGAACUGCCCGCAUGUGUUCGUGGGAUAUAACUUAAGUGAUUUGCAAGUGCUAUUUAGAUAGCUUACUAUUAAUUUCCCAAUGCCAAUCUCUGGUCUACUUUAAAUCAACAACAUUAACAACAAUGUUAUAACCACAACCAUAACCACAUUCUAACCACAACCAUAAGCACAUAAUUUCAACUAUAAACGCAUGAUCAGAACUACAUUAUAAGCACAUUAUGACCACAACCAUAAGCACACGAUAACCAUAAUCAUAAGCACACUAUUAUUUAAACCACGAGAACAUUAUAAUCAUAACCAUAACCGCAUUACAACCACAACCAUAAGCACAACAAUGCAUUGGAAACUGGCCGGAUUACAAAUUUCACCACCAAAUCCAGACCGUACCAAAUGAGCCUGAGCCCAAAGUGGGGGAGAGGGUAGGAUGCAUGCGAACAUUGCUGAAUAAAAAAAAUGCCAAUGUGUCUGUUUCAGCACUAGUUAAUGUACAAUAAUAAAUACAUGGUAUUUAUAUUUUUUAUGUAUAUUCGCAUACCUUUUUUCACUAUUUUCUCGGAAUGCCCUCAGCAAGAGACCAUGUUUUGAUUUUUAUACAUGUAGCGUUUGAGAGAUGGACAGACGAAUGGAUACAUGCGAAUUUUAU